Molossus molossus (Pallas's mastiff bat) is the source of this 1598-nucleotide messenger RNA. RefSeq names its product solute carrier family 25 member 29 (gene SLC25A29). The record is from RefSeq and is a predicted model, not a curated record. Gene Ontology annotation, cellular component: mitochondrion. NCBI's taxonomy places the organism in Eukaryota, Metazoa, Chordata, Mammalia, Chiroptera, Molossidae. The transcript is spliced from 4 exons. Gene Ontology annotation, biological process: mitochondrial L-ornithine transmembrane transport. Gene Ontology annotation, molecular function: high-affinity L-arginine transmembrane transporter activity. The coding region runs from base 120 to 1028 and encodes 302 amino acids.
GCUCCGCGCCAGGAGGCGGCGGCCAGACCGAGCCUCAGCCCAGCGAGCCGGGAGGCUGCCGACGGCGACCACCCCUGUAUAGAGCCGGAGAAGGAGAAGGACACCGAGGAAGGACGGCAAUGGCGCUCGACUUCCUGGCUGGAUGCGCUGGGGGUGUGGCAGGCGUGCUGGUGGGACACCCAUUUGACACGGUCAAGGUGCGGCUUCAGGUCCAGAGCCUGGAGAAGCCCCAGUACCGAGGGACUGUCCACUGCUUCCAGUCCAUCAUCAAGCAAGAGAGCGUGCUGGGACUGUACAAGGGCCUGGGCUCACCGCUCAUGGGGCUCACCUUCAUCAAUGCACUGGUGUUUGGUGUGCAGGGCAACACCCUGCGGGCCCUGGGCCGAGACUCGCCGCUGAACCAGUUCCUGGCGGGCGCAGCGGCAGGCGCCAUCCAGUGCGUCAUCUGCUGCCCCAUGGAGCUGGCCAAGACUCGGCUGCAGCUGCAGGACGUGGGCGCGGCCCGCACCUACAGGGGCUCCCUGGACUGCCUGGCACAGAUCUACCAGCAGGAGGGCCUGCGCGGCGUCAACCGGGGCAUGGUGUCCACACUGCUGCGCGAGACGCCCAGCUUCGGAGUCUACUUCCUCACCUACGACGUGAUGACGCGCGCCCUGGGCUGCGAGCCGGGGGACCCGCUGCUGGUGCCCAAGCUGCUGCUGGCGGGCGGGACGUCGGGCAUCAUGUCCUGGCUCUCCACCUACCCUGUGGACGUGGUCAAGUCACGGCUGCAGGCCGACGGGCUGCGGGGGGCCCCGCGCUACCAGGGGAUCCUCGACUGCGUGCGCCAGAGCUACCACGCCGAGGGCUGGCGCGUCUUCACCCGUGGGCUGGCCUCCACGCUGCUGCGCGCCUUUCCGGUCAACGCUGCCACCUUUGCCACUGUCACUGUCGUGCUCACUUACGCGCGGGGCCCGGAGGACCAGUCUGAGGACGAGGCUGUGCCUGCUGCCUCCGGGCCUGCGCUGGCCCAGCCCUCCAGUCUGUGACUCCCAACUCCUGUGGCAUAGGGUGUGACCUCCCCGGGGCCACUUUCCAGAAACCCAACAUAGACAUAAAUUGCCCACCCCCCGCCCGGCCCACUGUCCUGCCCAGACACCGGGGGCUGGGGACUCCGCCAGGUCUGGGCCUAAUGCCACUCAUCAGCUUGGUUACCUUGGCCACAAGCUUGACGUCCUUUUUUCUCAGCUGUGAAAUGGGGACCCACAUUGAGCAGUUGGGAAGCUGACACUGUUACCUGGAAGUUUCCAGAAACCCGAGCCAACACUCCAGCCCCUCCCUGGGGUCCCGCACCACGGGCUCUCCCAUGGGCGGGCUCUCCGUGACUCCCUGACUGCACCUGCGGUCCCUGGCGGAGUGCUUGGCCGCCUGGCCAGGCUGUAUGGGGACCGGCAGCUCCGGGUGCUUUCUGGUGUCAGAACCGAAUCCUCUGCCAGAGAACCCCAGCUUCUCCACGUGGCACUGCUGGGAACACCCCUACUGCCACUCCCGUUGGAGGCUGACCUGGGGCCCUGCCAAGAGGCCAGAGGUUUGCUGGAGGCUUCGUACCCUCCUGGAGA